Molecule: messenger RNA, 3278 nt
Organism: Marchantia polymorpha subsp. ruderalis
Lineage: Eukaryota; Viridiplantae; Streptophyta; Marchantiopsida; Marchantiales; Marchantiaceae
Source: the annotation of a GenBank genome assembly
GACACCUCCGGCCUCGAUCCUGAUGCCAAUGUUCCUUCAGUAUUGCGGAGUCCGCAAGGAAGAUUCCUCGAGCUCUGUGAUUUUGAACUCUGUGAUGAAAAGGUCGAAAGAGUGAGCUUUACCAUCAUAGCUGCAAAACGAUCGAUGUAGAGAACCAGUACGGCGCACGCACCUGGUCGAAACGACCAGAAUAAUCGAGGAUUUCAUCGAAAGAGCGAAGCACAGUCUGGCCAGCUUUGUAUCUGAAUUUCCCUCUAAUCAGACGCCAGAGAUUAAGUCAGGACUCGCAUGGUGUACUGUACUCGACUUCACGUGCUCCAACUCGUUGACCAAGUGCCGAGUUUCUGCUCGCAAUUCUCACCAGAGAUUCAAUUUUUAUUUUUAUUUUUCAUUGGUUAGCCUGCCAGCCAGCCAAUAAGCUUUCCUUAAUUCAGAGCAAGUGACGCCAUUGGAGAACGGACAUGGUACAGAGUCUGGGACCUCAGCCGUCAAGUGAGGACACGGACAUGGAGUCUUUAUGAUUAGGGCCCGUGGAGGUCGUGCCCGAUAGUGCUGCGCCUGACCCGGCGCUGUCGUACCAGCGAGCAGUUCCGUGACCAGAUCAUCGGGCCAAGCAGAGAGGAGCUACGAUUGUCUGUCCUGACGGCGAAUUCGUAUGAAUCAAGGCCCUGAUGUCACUGGCGAGAAACGGUAUCCACGGAUAGCUUGCACUGCAGGUCGUGGGAAGCUACAUCCGUUGGGCUUAUUCGUUCUGGAUUCUCCAUUGGUGGAAGCGUACGCUAGCAUUGACUCCACUGGACUUCGCUUCCUUCCUUCCUUCUAUCUUGAGUUCUGACGGGGUUUAACUGCUGAGCUCAUGGAUGGGUUCAGGUGGUAGAGGGCAAGCUUGCAGAUAAUAUUAAAGAUGGAACAAAAGGCAACAAUGGAUCCGAUCGAUUGCAAUCGGUUGGUCCUCUGCAGUCUUCUAGAGGAACAAAACUCCUUCGGGAGUACAUUCAGGAUACCUGCAGUAGGCAGGCAAUACACGCAAUCAAUGGAAAAGCAGCGACGGAGGCCCCAGGUUCGCUUAUGCAUUUAGGAGGAACUGCUUCGUCGAGACUCGAAUCCUCCAUUUGCUGUAGCGCGACAUCUAUGCGGCAUAGUCAUCUGUGCGGCAUAGUCGAAGCGAGGAAGUUGUUUGUGUGUCUGUCUGCUUGUCAGCAGGAGCAGCAGCAAUGGCCGCCGCCGCGGCAUCGACGAUGGUGACAAUGUCGAAUGUGGCAGGGAGGAAGACGCUCUGUCCAAGCGCGAGAGAAUCGAAAACAGUAGAUUUGCAUCCACGGGCAACGAUGCCACCUUCACUCAUUCAAGUUCGCCAGAUGUCAAAGACUGUCAGUAUAAACUCCGGAAAAACAAAAGGAAGUUUUUCUAAGCGCAUGUUUCAAAUAUCAACACACCAAGGCGAGAGAUCGUCAGUGAGAAAGAUUCGUUGUGUAUCUGGCCAGUCCACUCCAAGAGCACGGGGCCCUCCCGCCAUUCCUGCGAAGGUGGAAAUGCAUGAAGAGGAAAUUGUGGAUGGCGUUAAUGUGCAACACGGCUAUCUGAACAACAAAGACGUCAAAAUCCACUUCGUUGAGUGCGGAGAUCCUGCAGGCAAAUUGGUCAUACUGGUGCAUGGUUGGCCCAACUUCUGGUAUGUGUGGAAACAUCAGUUCAAGGCCUUGGCUGCAGCUGGAUACCACGUCAUUGCCCUGGAUUUAAGAGGCUACAACCUGUCCUCCAAACCUGAAAAGCUGGAAUCGUUUGUUCGCUCGGAGGUUCUGAGUGACUUCGUGUGUUUCAUCGACAUUUUCGGUAAUGGCGAGCCCGCGAUCAUGGUGGGACACGAUUGGGGAUCUACAAUCUCGUGGUGUUUUGCCGAGGAUUAUCCGAGCAAAGUCGAGAGGUUGGUGACAAUUAAUAUGGGCCGCCUCACGGACUUCAGCCAGAUUCUAAGGAGCAAUCCGGCACAGCUUCUACGAAGUUGGUAUAUAGGUGCGUUCCAGAUACCUCACCUAGCGGAACAUGCUAUCGCAUACGACCGGUGUCUGAUUUUAAGAGAAAUUUGCAGAAAUUGCAUACCAUCCAUGUCCACCUCCGACAUUGAAAGGCAUGUGACGGCAUACUCAAUUCCUGGAGCUAUUAAGGGCAGUUUAACAUUCUAUCGAGCUGCUGUACGGGGUCUGUGGCACUUGCCAGACAAGAAGGUGCCAGUGGUCAAGACGCCAGUGACGGUGUUCUGGGGGGACAAAGACAGCUUUCUACUACCGAUUGUGGCAGAACCAUCCAAAGACACAGCUCUAAAUGCGAAAGUGGUGCAUCUUCCUCAGUGUGCACAUUGGCCGAUGUGGGAUGACCCCAAGCUGUUCAAUGAGCUGCUUUUGGAAACCAUCGCAGGAAAAUCAUCAUAAAAUGUGCAGCACCGGCAAUAUGACGGGCUUUUCGGUGUAAGAUCUGGAGAAGCUCUGGUAGUUUGACUCUAAACGUUCGAACGUAAAAGAGCUCCUCUGCAAAUUAGUCCUUCUGACGCUGAGAAAGCAAGUUAAAAGCGUAUUUAUACCACCGUAGUCGAGCUGCGGAACGGCGCCUGGAACAAUAUGAGAUAAGGAACCGAGAGCAAUUUCAUGCCUUACCAGCUUCUCGUACGUACAUGUGUAACUUGAACGAGCAAACCCUACGUCUAUACACUAGUUAAAGGGCUUACUUGCAGAUAUCUGGAGAUCUGCUCUCAAUAUGAAUUAGAAGAAAUCUUCAAAUAAUACAAAUGCCAAGCUCUGCAGAGCUCCUUUUCAAGCAAGUGAGAAGUUUCGGACUUUCAUCUUGCCUGCCCGUGUUCUGAGUCUACCUAUGGCGUGCACUUCUAAGACCGGCAUGAGGGUACACACGUUACUGAGAUCAGCCCUGUCUAAAUUACGAAACGCAACUGAAUGCAAGAAAUCGUCCAGCAGCACAAAUAUCAUCGAGAGUCUGAGGAGCCCACAGCUGAUUUAUUAUGACAGCUGGGGAGCUUGAAGAAGGCGCUUUUGUGAGGCUGGCCACAGGCGCAACCCUGGGGCCGGAGCAAACAGAGGCUGACAUGUGCUGGGUGGGAACGAGCCGGGGCCAGGGCGAGCAGUUACUGGUGUACGAGGGGGAACCCAUGAUGAAUCGGACGUGGACAUGGUCCUCUCGUCUUCACAGAAUCUCAUACGGCGAACGAAGGAAGUGAAGUGGCAGGAUUCUGGUUGGAUCAGGCCAGAAUCCUCAGAUUUCAGAUCCGG